CUCAAUAAAGGGUCAUUAAAGUCGUUUAUUAGUAGCUGCACAGCUCAACCUCAAGAGAAAGAGGAAACGAGGAAAGAAAACAAAAACAGAAAAGCAAAUAGUGGGGUUGGAUCGGAGUCUGUCUUUGCUGAUUUGAUCAAUGGCGUCGAAAAGGAUCCUCAAGGAGCUAAAGGAUUUACAGAAAGAUCCCCCUACUUCUUGCAGCGCUGGACCUGUUGGUGAGGAUAUGUUUCACUGGCAAGCAACAAUAAUGGGUCCUCAAGACAGUCCUUAUACAGGGGGGGUUUUUCUAGUCACUAUACAUUUCCCCCCUGAUUAUCCAUUCAAACCUCCAAAGGUCGCAUUCAGGACAAAAGUGUUUCACCCAAAUAUAAACAGCAAUGGCAGUAUUUGCCUUGAUAUCUUGAAGGAGCAAUGGAGCCCUGCUUUAACUAUUUCAAAGGUUUUGCUCUCAAUUUGUUCACUUUUGACGGACCCAAACCCUGAUGAUCCCUUGGUGCCUGAAAUAGCUCAUAUGUACAAGACGGACAGGGCCAAAUACGAGCAAACUGCUAGGAGCUGGACCCAGAAGUAUGCUAUGGGGUAGUCUGAUCUGCUUGCCAGGACUUGGAACUAUGUAAAAAUGAUUUGCCUGUUAAACUGUGCUUGUAUCAAACAAAAAUGUAGAAUACAACUUCAUAUUAUUGCCCGCUUGAAGGACAAAAUGUUGAUUUUUGAUUGUUUUAUGUGCAAUUAUGACUGGGGAAGCCUAAAUUGUUGAUGUGAGAGAAUCCUCUAAACAAGGUGAAAGGAGCUACCUUUUGACUUUUGUGCCUUGUUUGUGAUGCUACUGCAUCCAAUACUUCUAACUUUUAUGUAUUUCAGUGAUUUAAAUGAUAUUUAGAUGAUAAUUGCGACAAAA
This is a messenger RNA of Sesamum indicum (sesame), 901 nucleotides long. Its product is annotated as ubiquitin-conjugating enzyme E2 28. Lineage: Eukaryota; Viridiplantae; Streptophyta; Magnoliopsida; Lamiales; Pedaliaceae. The record is from RefSeq and is a predicted model, not a curated record.